This is a messenger RNA of Phytophthora nicotianae INRA-310, 3557 nucleotides long. RefSeq lists its product as hypothetical. The transcript has 3 exons. The record is from RefSeq and is a predicted model, not a curated record. Gene Ontology annotation, molecular function: ATP binding; microtubule binding; plus-end-directed microtubule motor activity. The coding region runs from base 63 to 3458 and encodes 1131 amino acids. NCBI's taxonomy places the organism in Eukaryota, Oomycota, Peronosporomycetes, Peronosporales, Peronosporaceae. Gene Ontology annotation, biological process: microtubule-based movement.
CGCGUUUUGAAUUGCGAAUUCAAUUCAAAUCCAAAGUCGCCGUAGACGAAGUUACCGCGUCCAUGACAGAGGACAGCGGCGAGAAUCGCCGCAUGUCGUCGUCUUCUAAUCACGAAGAACCGCCGCCGCCCAUGCCUACAAACGUGCAGGUAGCGGUGCGCUGCCGUCCGCUGAACAGCCGCGAGAAGGCCGCAGGACGUGGCGCUGUCGUGCAAUGCAAGCCCCACUCGAACGAACUAGCCGUGGUGAAGCGCAAGACGUACACGUUCGACCGCGUCUUCGGCCAGUAUUCGACCCAGAAGGAUGUAUUCACGUCCGUAGUGCGCCCCGCUGUGGACGAGGCGCUGGCUGGAUACAACUGCACAGUGUUCGCCUAUGGCCAAACAGGUACGGGCAAGACGUACACAAUGCAGGGCGACCUGUCUCCGGGCAGUGAGACAGCUGGCAUCAUUCCGCGUAGUGUACGCUGCAUUUUCGACGCCCUGGAGGCCAGAGGGGAGGAGUUCAGUGUCCGUGUGUCCUUCUUGCAGCUCUACAAUGAAGAACUCAAGGACUUAUUGGAUCCAGACACAGACAAGAAGCUGAGACUUAUGGAGGACGUCAAAAGAGGCGGAAUCUACUGCAUGAACUUGCUGGAAAUCACAGCCACUACGGCCAAGCAUGUGUACGAGCUCGUCAACACAGGCGUGAAGAACCGCAUUACGUCCGAGACGCUGAUGAACGAGAACUCGAGUCGCUCGCAUAGCAUUUUCACCAUUAGGAUUCACAGCAAGGAGCACAACGCAGCGGGCGAGGAUCUGCUGCGCGUAGGACAGCUGAACCUGGUGGAUCUGGCUGGCUCGGAGUGCGUGGGUCGCUCGGGAGCUCGCAAUGCUAGAGCGCGCGAGGCUGGAACGAUUAACCAGAGUUUGCUGACGUUGGGGCGGGUCAUUACGGCCCUGGUGGACAACCUCCCGCACGUUCCAUACCGUGAUAGUAAGCUUACGCGCUUGCUACAGGAGUCACUCGGAGGACGAGCGAAAACUACAAUUAUUGCAACAUUAGCCCCGUGCGCUGACAGCCUUGACGAGACUCUGAGUACGCUGGAAUAUGCGUUCCGUGCAAAACACAUCAAGAACAAACCUGAACUGAACCAGAAGAUGACUAAGGCUGGAUUGUUGAAUGAUUUUGGGAAUGAGAUUGAGACGCUCCGCGCUGCCUUACGUGCUGCAAGACUGAAGGACGGUGUGUACCUUCCGCUGGAGCAGUUUACCGAUAUGCAAGAGCGAUUGGCAGGUCAGGGUGCGCAAUUAACGGAGCUAGAAGAGAUGCUUAAGGCAAGAAACUCGUCUUGCAAGGAGCUCGAGGAAGCUGCUGAGAAGCAUGCGAACGAGGUAGCAGCACUGGCACUUGAGAAACAGGAGGUGAGCAACAAGUUGGCGGCUACUGAAGUCGAACUUAUGUCGACGAAGGAAACGUUGGAGAAGACAUCGCAAGAGCUACGUCAAGUACAUGCUGUUCUGAAAGCUUUUCAAGACAACGAGGAGACGCUACUUGCGAACGGAGCUACUGCUGCGAAGCUGUACAUUGAAAGUGACAAGCGGGCUGCUCAGCUUGUGACGAAGAUUGAGAACACUCAGCGCUCAGAGGAAGCAAACACAGCACUGGCAACGUCUUAUCGUAGUGACUCCAAGUCGCAGAUCAAUAUGUUCCUGGAGCGACUGGCAAAACACAAGGAGAGUCAAGAAGGAAUGUUUCAGGAUGUGUCAAACGCUCUACGUGAGCUGCAGACAGCUCAAUCAACAGAUGUAGAUGGUUUGGUGACGAGUCUAAAUGCACUGCAAGGUCUUGUCGAAGAGCGGAGAGCACAGGUUUCUAAAGCAUGCGCUGAAGAUGACGCCCUAAAGCGUGCACAGCGUGACGAGGUGACCAUGUCGAUGAAAGAGCAGCGGGAAAUUAUGCAGCAACAGCUCGAGAAGUUCGUUGAGAUGUCAAAGAGCCAAGCGACUGCUAUCGUAGAAGACCUGGCCUCGUCUAAAUCACGGACUGUGUCAUUCCUGGAAAGCGUGCAGUCGACACUGGAGGGUUCUCGCGAAGAGCUGAGCAGCUUCUUAAACGAGCAGAGCGACAAAUUGCUAGAACUUCAGGUCGCAAUUGACAUGUCAAUCGAGAAGCAGUCCAAGGAACUUGACGAAAGCAAGGCAGCACUCGCGUCUGCGCUGAAGGACAGCCACGCUCAGCAACAAGAAGAACUAAAUGGCAUGAAGGCACAUUUAGCUCAGUACAUCGAUAAGUGCAUCCAAAGCCAAGCUCGAAAGCUUGAUGAGCAGACACUGCUCAUUGAAGAAAACUCGAAGAAGCAACACAAGCAAAUGGCGUACGUUCAGACCAUCACGGAGAAAGAGAUGAAGGGCUUCGUGCAGGCCAUAGGUGAUCAAAACUCAAAGCAUGAAAGCGAGACGGUUGGGCUUCGCGAACGUUUGUCUGAAAUGCGACGUCAACUUGGUGAGACUAACAUGCAGCAAACAGAGCUUAUUCGGUCGCACGAACAAUUGCAAACCACGUGGAGUAACGACGCUGCAAUACUUGCUAAAAGGCACACGGGCGACGUGUCUUCUCUAAUGGAGAAACACUCGAAGACUGAUGCUGAGGUGUCGAGCAAGAGGCAAGGAGAGUUGACGCAGUUCCUGGGUGAUCAUGAAGAGCUCCGACAGCUUUUGAACGGCGGGUGCAAGACGCUGGAGGAGGGACUUCAAACUCAAAUCGCGAGCACAAAGGGCACGAUCGAGGCAGCAUCGGCACUUGGAAAGGAGAUCGUUGGCGAAGCCACUGAUGCGACUACCCAGCAAUUGCAAGCAAUGGAGACGUACAUGAAGAAACGAAAGAAUAAUACGCGGACGGGAACCACUCCGAUAAAAAAGGAUGACCGGCCAUUCCCUUCCUUUGAGGCGACUAAGGUUUCGUCUGAGCAAUUGAGCGCCGUGGAGAAUUCAUCCAUCCAUACCAAUGCAUUAAGCAGUGCAUCGAUUUCCGGUCACAAGCGAAGGAGAUUGAGCGAUGCAAGUAUCAACCAAAGCCCCACUGACGACGCCACGCCUGAUGUUGAAGCCACCCCUGCGCAAGACGCACAUGAUAUCCCAGUCAGCAUCGAGCCCACUGGGGCCGUCACUGCAUCAAGCAGCAGCCAGGAAUCUAUGAGCUCUGCAUCCACCGAGUCAAGUACAACGACAAAGGGUUUGGAACCUCGAACUGAAGCCAAACCUGCCACCCCCGCCACUGCAGGAAACACCACUCCGUCCAAACUGAAGAAGGCAGGAUUGUCUGGGCUACACAGAAAGAAACCCGUGGUUGCCCACCCGCAUAGGAGCAUGAAAGUGUCGAGUGUAGGUGCUCGCAAGAUCAUCAAAACGUCCGCCCUCGCCGCCCCGAAGCGGUACCGAGCCAAGUCGCCUCUAGGAGAGACCGCCAAUUUCCGUUAGUCCCAUCUUGUAAGCCUAUUUGCUCGGUGCGAGCGUGUCAAUUUAUUUGGAGUCCAUGCAAAUGAUCAAAACAAUUUAUUUGGAGUCCAUGCAAAUGAU